AUGGCGUCUAGAUUCACCCACUCGACUCUCCACCAGCGAGAUCCACGGUCUUCCUCCUCGCUGUUCGAUUCAUAUAACGGUGGCAGUAGUAGGUCGCCCGCACAAGUCAGUAGUCGAUCGCCCUCGCGGCCCGGUGGAUAUGCACAGGGGUAUUCGAAUGGACAUAUAGGUGGUGUCGGUGGUGAUGGGUCCACGUACAGGACCGCCACACCGAAUUCAAAAGGCCAAUAUUCCGAUGCGGUGCUUUCCUCGCUUGAGUCGCAGAAUGACUCUGAGAUAGCUGGCAUCACCGCCAAGGUAAAGAUGUUGAAAGAUAUCACAGUAGCUAUAGGCGAAGAGAUAAGGGAAUCAAGCUCCCUCGCUGAAAAGAUGAAUGAUGCCUUCGAUUCCUCCCGGGUCAAGCUACGGGGUACUAUGAAUCGAAUGCUUAGGAUGGCUGAGCGAACGGGCGUAGGCUGGCGAGUCUGGCUGGGCUUUUUCGUCUUCGUCUUUUUCCUCUUCGCAUAUGUUUGGCUAUCAUAG
This is a messenger RNA of Microsporum canis CBS 113480, 522 nucleotides long. Its product is annotated as V-SNARE. The transcript has 4 exons. Lineage: Eukaryota; Fungi; Ascomycota; Eurotiomycetes; Onygenales; Arthrodermataceae. Gene Ontology annotation, biological process: endoplasmic reticulum to Golgi vesicle-mediated transport. The coding region runs from base 1 to 522 and encodes 173 amino acids. The record is from RefSeq and is a predicted model, not a curated record.